Messenger RNA from Heterotrigona itama, 4965 nucleotides. Lineage: Eukaryota; Metazoa; Arthropoda; Insecta; Hymenoptera; Apidae. The record is from the annotation of a GenBank genome assembly.
CGGCAGCCUAAUAUACAAGCGGAGCGGUGACAAGGUGAGCCACGGGCACGUUUUCAUCAAGCAGAAAAAUCAAAACGUCAAGAUGAAGGAACACGAGGCAACGGGUGCCUGUCAGAAGAAACCAACGAAACUGCGUAACCUCAUCUACAAGACUGAGGCUUUUGACUCUCUGCAUGCUGGAAAUGCGGAGAGAACAUUGUGCUCUGGUCAAGUGUGUCUCGGUAGCGUUAUGCAGCUACCGAUUCAUGGAACAGAAUCCCGUUCAAGAGAAGAGAUCCUUGUACAUGCGAAAGAUUUCCUCGAACAAUACUUCUCUUCCAUCAGAAGAUUAAAUAGCGAGGCACAUCGUAUUCGUUGGGAAAGUGUGCAAAAAGAAGUCAUGGCUCUUGGUACUUAUCAACUAACUGAAACUGAAUUAGUUUUCGGGGCGAAGUUAGCGUGGCGCAAUGCCACAAGAUGCAUCGGUCGUAUUCAAUGGUCUAAGUUGCAAAUCUGCAAUAACAAUAUUUCCGCAACGUACGGAUGGGAAACAUGAUUAUAGGGUAUGGAACCAUCAGCUAAUUAAUUACGCGGGAUAUAAAAAUCCAGACGGUACUAUAAUUGGUGAUCCUGCAAAUGUCGAAUUCACUGAGUUAUGCAUGAAAUUAGGUUGGAGAAGUGCACGUACUCGUUUCGACAUACUGCCACUAGUAUUGUCAGCAAACGGUCAUGAUCCUGAUUACUUCGACAUUCCAAGUGAACUUGUUCUCGAAGUACCUCUUAGUCAUCCAACAUAUGAUUGGUUCGAAAAGUUGGAAUUGAAAUGGUUCGCGGUUCCUGUCGUAUCUGGAAUGGUAUUCGAUUGUGGAGGAUUAGAAUUCACAGCCGCACCAUUCAAUGGAUGGUAUAUGAGCACAGAAAUUGGAUCGAGAGACUUAUGCGAUGUUCAACGAUACAAUUUACUAGAAACAAUUGCAACUCAUAUGGGAUUGGAUACAAGAACAUCCACUUCGUUAUGGAAAGAUAAAGCUAUGAUUGAAGCUAAUGUUGCUGUUUUGCAUAGUUUUCAAAUGAAAAAUGUAACGAUCGUAGAUCACCACACUGCAUCGGAAUCUUUCAUGAAACAUUACGAAAACGAAAUGCGAUUAAGAAAUGGAUGUCCAGCCGAUUGGCUUUGGAUCGUACCACCGAUAUCAGGAUCAGCUACACCAGUGUUUCAUCAAGAGAUGGCUCUUUAUUAUUUAAAACCAUCGUAUGAUGCUCAGGGCAGUAAAAUUUACGUCCAAAUUGUUUGGGAGAGCCUUAUCUCGAAGAAUAAAAGCUACAGUAUUAUUUGCCACGGAAACUGGCACAUCGCAAAUGUAUGCUGAGAAACUUAGUGAAUUAUUAGGACACGCUUUUCAUUCCCAGGUACUUUGUAUGUCAGAUUAUGACAUCAGCAAUAUAGAACACGAAGCUUUAUUACUAGUUAUAACAUCCACCUUUGGGAACGGUGAUCCACCAGAAAAUGGCGAACUUAGCAACUUCGAAAUCAUUCAUUAAAGCAAAUAGUCAGACGGAAGUGAGCAAUUCGAAGAAACUCGAUAGAUUAGAUUCUCUUCGUGGUUCCACCACAGAUUCUCAAACGGAAGACACUUUUGGUCCUUUGAGCAACGUCAGAUUUGCUGUUUUCGCGUUGGGAUCAUCGGCAUACCCAAACUUCUGCGCUUUCGGUCGCUAUGUGGAUAACUUGUUAGGCGAAUUAGGCGGAGAACGAUUGUUGAAAUUGGCACAAGGAGAUGAAAUGUGUGGACAGGAACAAGCUUUCAGAAAAUGGGCAGCCGAUACUUUUACUGUUGCGUGUGAAACUUUUUGCCUAGAUGACGAUGAUACUUUGCUUGAAGUUGCUUUGUCUUUAGGAUCAGAAGCUUUAUCAGCAGCAACUGUUCGUUUUGUAGAAGCUGAACCCCAACCAAUUGGGAAAGUGGAACUACAUUACUCUUGGAACUUGAUGAUAUGGCAAGUAUGGAAAUAUCAUAUAAACCUGGUGAUCAUUUAGGAGUUUUUGCAUGUAAUAGAUCAGAAUUGGUCGAGGCAAUUUUGAAACGAGUACAAACUCCCUUUGAUCCAAAUACACCGAUCGAAUUACAAGUGCAGAAGCAAUCUCAUACUCCCAAUGGAAUCGUAAAAACAUGGAUGGCACACGAUAGAUAUCUACCUAACUCCUUGAGAAUACUACUAAAAAGAUUUCUAGAUAUCACAACACCACCAACACCGAAUCUUCUUAGAUACUUCGCAUCAAUUGCUACAAAUCCAAAAGAACAAGCUCAACUCAAUCUUUUGGCUUCUGAUCCAGCAGCGUACGAGGAUUGGAGACAUUGGAAAUUCCCUAAUUUAGUGGAAGUAUUAGAUGAAUUCCCAUCCGUGAUACCUUUCGCGCCGUUAUUAUUACUCCAUUUAACUCCUUUGCAACCGAGAUUUUACAGUAUUUCUUCUUCUCCGAAUGUACAUCAAGGGCAAAUACAUCUUACCGUUGCUACUGUACAAUAUAAAACACAAGUGCGCCUAACUUUUAUAUGCCAAUCGAACAAAAAGCACCAAUGAUAUUGGUUGGUCCAGGAACUGGAAUUGCUCCCUUCCGAGGUUUUUGGUAUCAUCGUCUCGCAGAGAUGAAGCAACGACCAGAUCUUAAGUAUGGAAAAGUCUGGUUAUUCUUUGGUUGCCGUCAAAGAAACUUAGAUCUGUAUAGGCAAGAAAAAGAAGAAAUGGUAAAAGCUGGUGUCUUAGACAAGGUUUUCUUAGCUCUUUCGCGAGAACCUGGAUUGAAAAAGACAUACGUACAAGAUCUAAUUCAAGCAGAAGCCUCACAAAUUUACGAUAUGUUAGUGUACGAAGGAGGUCAUUUUUAUGUUUGUGGUGAUUGUACAAUGGCAGAAGACGUUUAUCAAACUUUGAAACAUAUUAUACAAACUCAUGGUGAAAUGACUGAUAAGCAAGUCGAGGCAUACAUGUUAUCAUUACGCGAUGAAAAUCGUUACCACGAAGAUAUAUUUGGUAUUACUUUAAGAACAGCAGAAGUACAUAAUCGAUCGAGGGAAACAGCAAGAAAUAGAAUGGCUGCAGAGCCUUAAGUAUCGUUGUAAUGUAACGUGUAAUCUUGAAAAAUUUUAAACAAUUCUGUAGAUAGUUCUCAAUGAUGCAUAUUAUGCAUUCCUUGUGCAGAAAUUAAAUUGAAAAAUAUUGAAAUAUCUUAUUCUUUAAUAUAUCGUGCUAUAUAAUUUACUAUAAUUUCAUGAUCAAUUAUAAUAUACAAGUUUCUAGUAUUAUAUACGCGUAUAUUUUUGAUGAUAAAUUACUUAGAUUUAAAUUAAAUACUAGAAAGAUUAGUGUAUCUUUGUUUCUAAUAUAAAAACAAAACUACAUAUCGAGAUAACAUCUUGCUGAUUAUAAUGUUAAUCAAUGUUUCAAGCGAUUCACAUUAGCAAUAACGUUAUUACAAAGAUAUAAAACAUGUAACAUAAAAAAUUGAAUAUAUUUACUGCAUUCAUUAAAUGAAUUUUAAUGUUUUACCUACAAAUGUGAAUAUAUAUAAAGUCAAUAGUUGAAGUAUAAAUAUAAUUAUUCGUAUUCAAAGAAAUUUUUAUUUACAGUACAUAUUUGACGUUUAUAAAAAAUUUGGUUUCAGCUGUAUAUUGUUUUACCAAAUAAUUUAAGUGAACUAUAUUUAGUUAUUUUCAUUUAAUGAAACAUAAUCUUCUAUUUAAUUAUAAAGAACGAAAAAUACAUAUGACUGACUAAUUUCAUCUUUUUUUUAUUUAUACAGCAGCAUCAAGGCCAGGUUUUUGUUUCUCACUAAUGUUGGCUAACAAUUUCUUUAUUUCUGCAAUUGCUUUACCAGGAUUCAAACCCUUUGGACAAGUACGAGUACAAUUCAUAAUAGUAUGACAUCGAUAUACUGAAUAUGGGUCUCGCAAUUUUUCGAGACGUUCCUUUGCUUUAUUAUCACGUGAAUCAAUAAUCCAUCUGUAAGCCUGCAUAAGUACAGCAGGUCCUAAGUAUUUAUCACCAUUCCACCAAUAUGAUGGGCAAGAGGUACUGCAGCAAGCACAUAAGAUACAUUCAUAGAGACCAUCCUAUAUCAUAAGGUCUUCAACACUUUGUAAAUAUUGCUUUGAACCAGCUUCCUGCUCAUCACCACGUUGCAACCAUGGUUGUAUACUUUUAUACUGGUUAUAAAAAUUAUUCAAAUCUGGUACUAAAUCUUUUACUAUAUACAUAUGUGGUAAUGGAUAAAUCUUACUAGUUGUACUUGUAUUAGUAUCAAUUUUGCUUAUACAUGCUAAUGUAUUUGUACCACCAAUGUUCAUAGCACAAGAACCACAAAUGCCUUCACGGCAAGAUCGACGGAAAGUUAAGGUUGGAUCAAUUUCAUUUUUAAUUUUAAUUAAUGCAUCCAACACCAUAGGACCACAAAUCCAAUUUAUAUUCUUGCAUAUAUGGUUUUUCAUCAGGCUUGUCUGGAUUCCAACGAUACACAGCAAAUGUUUUUAAUCUUGCUUCAGCAUUUUGAUUUGCAGAAAUAUGAAAUCUUCUAACUUGCCGAAAUGCAUUUCUGCAAGCCUGCGGUGUAAUGCCAGCCAUUUUUUAAAAUGAAUCAAAAUGAAAACGUUUGCGGUACUUGUGUUAUGUAAGCUGUGCACGUGAGGAUGUACCAACCUUACUGCAAUUUUUGCUUGCGUAGAAACGUGUUUAUUAUUAAUUUACUCUCAAAUUUCACGUUAAUGUCAAUGUCAUACAAGAAUCAUUCAGUAGAAUUGUUUGAAAUUUUUUAAAAUUUAUUUAUUGAUAAUAUCUAUACUAUGCAACUAAUACAUUUUGUAUAGUAUAAUUGAAAUACCGACUAAAAUAUGAAUUCAUUUUAUUGUAUAAAAUAAAUUUGUUAUUAUAUCUAUGUCACAUGCUAAUCUUUGAUAUUUAAUUAUAAAUAGAUAUAUUAUUUUUAAAUAA